AUCACCAUGAAGAGCGUACACGUCCUAUUUUUUUCUUACUGCUUCAUUUCUUCCUGUUCGGCCCGGCUGGCUGCACCGGCCCUCACGUACCAGGACAGUUUCGGCCAGUACAGUUUUGGUUACAGUGGCCCGUACUCUGCGAGGUCGGAAAUCAGAACGUUGAACGGCGAGACGCGAGGCGCUUACAGUUACAUCGAUGACGCAGGAGUUAUUCAGACUGUUGAGUACGUCGCUGAUGCAACGCACGGUUUCCGGAUAUUGUCCACCAAUUCGGUAAGAUUAAUGGCAAAACUGAUGUAGAUUAGAUCUUACGUAUUUUAUUUUAUAUAUUUUUAUUAGAUGCAAAACACCGAAGGCGCGCUCCUUGCUCAAACUGGUCAACCACAAACGAAACGGAUGGAACGUAAAGAAGAUAGAUUAGGGAAGAAUAAUGCAUUGCAAGGAUCUGUAAGUUUUCUUUCUAAAAUAGAUCGUUUUAAGAGCGAAUAAAAUUAAUUUUUUUCAAUACAUCAGAUGGAGUUUAAGGAAAAAAGGAAAGGGAACAAGAAUCAGCUUAAAUCUUCGAUUAUCAAUGAAUCUAAGAUGUUCGAAAUUUCUCAAGGAAAUCUUCGAAUUAAUCCAUUCCAUUUUUAUACACCAAUAAAUGAAG
This is a messenger RNA of Apis florea (little honeybee), 649 nucleotides long. RefSeq lists its product as uncharacterized. The record is from RefSeq and is a predicted model, not a curated record. Lineage: Eukaryota; Metazoa; Arthropoda; Insecta; Hymenoptera; Apidae.